UACUGAUAAACCUGAAAAUAGAAAGAGCAUUGACAGAGAGUUAGCGGAAACUAGGAGAAAACUUUAUGAGACUCAGCUCAAACUUACUCAAGCAGAAAAAGGAGAUGAAAUCAAGUCUGAUUCAACUCUGGAAGCUAGAAUUAAAGAAUUAGAGGCAGAAAGGGAAGAAUUGAAGAAUCGUAAUGAGGAAUUGAAUUCCUUCAUUCGAAAUUUGGAAGGCAUGAGUGAGGAUGAUCUUAAGAGUCAAAAUGUUCAAUUACAUCAACAAAUCGCGGAAAAAACAAAGAAGAUUGAAGCUUCCAAACAGCUCAUUAAAGGACAGCAUGAAAUAAUUGACAAUUAUAAGAGUCGUGAAGCCGCAAUUGAGGCUGAGAGGAAAGCUUACGCCGAAGAAAUCUCCCGUCUGAAGCAAUCUAAUGAAGAGGUAAGACAGCGUGCCGCUAAAGAGAUGAGUUUGAUCACAAGUGCUUGGUUCGGUAUGGGCCGACGUAUUCAAGGUGAUCAUGUGUUCUUGCAACGACGAGGACCCACAUCAUUUCUUAAUCAACAACGCAUGGCUCUUGAUACGCAGAAACCCACAGAAGAUAUGGUUCCAGCAACAAUUCCCUUCUUUCUACAAGAAGAAUGUAUUCAAUUCAUAUCAAAUUUUUUAACACAGAACAUGCGGAGGUUACCAUAUUGGUUAUCACACACUAGGGAAUGGAAAGAAAAUGAGGAUCAGCUUAAAGAAGUUGCAUUAAAAAUUUUGGAAACAUUGGGAAUUAUUUGGCAUAACCCAGCAUUUCGUCCGAAUUUGUUGGAGUCUGUAUUUAUUAGCACUUCUGAACGUCAAAGCAUUGCAAGUGCAGACAAAAAAGAAGACGAGAAAACAGGAAGACGACUCAACAUUAUGUUCGUCUGUAUGGAAGAUGGUAAAUUUUACGAACUGAUGUACUCAGAAUGUUCUAGAAUUACUUGCACUAAGAAAAAAGAUGACGACAUUAAAUUAUAG
Messenger RNA from Racocetra persica, 991 nucleotides. The record is from the annotation of a GenBank genome assembly. Lineage: Eukaryota; Fungi; Glomeromycota; Glomeromycetes; Diversisporales; Gigasporaceae.